Messenger RNA from Phaeodactylum tricornutum CCAP 1055/1, 1711 nucleotides. RefSeq lists its product with no specific name. The record is from RefSeq and is a predicted model, not a curated record. The transcript has a single exon. Lineage: Eukaryota; Bacillariophyta; Bacillariophyceae; Surirellales; Neidiaceae. The coding region runs from base 41 to 1711 and encodes 556 amino acids.
CACACAAUGGCCUUGCGCCACCUUAGCCUGCUAGAUAUUUAUGCUGAAUCCACAGUUAGCAGAGCACCUGCAACGCUUGAACGACGAAGACGAUGCAUACGCCGAGAGAGCGCGAGGAAGAAAAGGAGGCGGCGAAUCAGCUGAUGAUCAAAAGACAUCGAAGGCGAAGCCCGUUUUUGUCAAUGGAUUUGUACUUUUGAUCCGUUCGUUGACUUUAUGGACUAAAGCGUAUGAUGUGGUCUCAGAUCAAAAGAUCUUCUUUCUUCUAUUGCUAUUUCGUUUUCUUGUUGCACAGAGCACUGUUGGUUUUUUCAUUGACAGCUUAUUGGUGAUAUGCUGUCACCUUCGUUUCAGUCAACAAAAAAGCAUGCAGCGAACGGACUCAUCCUUUCAAAACGCAGCGCUGACAACCAGUCGCUUUCGAAUAUCAGACUCUUUAGGUUCUAUCGGCGCGCCACCGCUGCUCUCAUCUGCUAUACAAUCGUUCCGUGUAAACAAAUCAGCGGAAGAGCUUUCUUCCAUUGAGGAAUUUGUUCAGGCACAAAAAGACUUUUUGGUCGCCUUCGACAAAGGUUUGAGUGUGCUGCGAAAAUCAACGGCUUUUCAAUUGAGAAUAGGUCCAGCCGCAAGGGGAGUAGACAGAGUCGAAAGCGCAACUUUGCGAAGACAUACACAGGGAGGCGCUCUGAACAAAGGUCCAUUGUUGUCCUCUUCCACACUGAGACGGCUUCUAGCUGAGAGUAUUUGUCGUCAAGCGAGUGCGAUUUCAUUUCAGAAGAAAGCAGCAUCGACUUUCAAUGACAAGGAAUUUGUAUCUCUUAUAAGCCUUCAAGAAAAAAGAGCAAAGUUUCUUGAACUUGUAUCUGAAUCCUCCAGCUAUUUGCUUGCAUCCUCGCUACAUACCCGUGAUCUUCGGGCGGUGACGCUUGCGACACAAGAGACGACGUGCCAUCUUUCUUCCUGUUGCCAUGUUUACAGAAACGAUGCAGGAUGCACGUUCGAGACAAAAACAACACACGGUAGACUGCUACUAUCAAUGGCAAAGCAAGUUGAUGCCUUGCAGGUCGCUCUUUUCACCUACAUAGAUUGUAGGAGCGACUUUAGGGAUGAUAGAGCUCGAAUUAAUUGGGACGAAACGGCCCAGAUUGUCAACGACAUCAUCGGAGCGAUGGAUAAGGUUGAAAAAGAGAUAAGAGUGCUUACGCAUCGAGGAGAAGAGAGCGAUUCCGCAUGCCAUUCCACUUUAUUAAACAGACAAGUGAUUCCUUCUCAGCAGUGUCUCCGAACCGCAGAUUUUUUUGCUGCCGGGUUGGAAUCCGUCUCCACAUCUAGUCAUGAGCAUGGGGGAUAUCCUAUGAAGACGGUUGUCUUUGCAGGAAACGGUUCAAUACAUCCCCGUCUUUUGACGUCGAAGGCACCAACAAUUACCCCAAUACUCCAAACCAAAGUCGACAAUGGUUCGGAACUGUGUUUAAUUAAGGAGCUCGAGCGUUACCUCUCGACUUUUCCGAAGGAGGAGGAAAUUGAUAGCAAAAUCAAUCGAGAAGGCCUUGGAGAGACACAGUUGGCUCCAACUAACUCUUUUGAUAGCAAGCGGCCAAAUGCACCAGCGGUGAGCUUCGCUUACAAGUUGGAUAUAUCAGAACUCAAAAGAAACAUCGCAGCACUACAGCCUGACGGAAAUGAUUGUAAAGAAAAGGGUUUGACCUGA